This is a messenger RNA of Carica papaya (papaya), 878 nucleotides long. RefSeq names its product putative germin-like protein 2-1. The record is from RefSeq and is a predicted model, not a curated record. NCBI's taxonomy places the organism in Eukaryota, Viridiplantae, Streptophyta, Magnoliopsida, Brassicales, Caricaceae. Gene Ontology annotation, molecular function: manganese ion binding.
GCACUUUCUUUCACGGUUGUGUCCCUGGCAGCCGAUCAUAGCCCUCUUCAAGAUUUUUGUGUUGCUCAUCCCACUAGCCAAGUGUUGGUGAAUGGUUUGACUUGCAAGGAUCCCAAGCUUGUUCAGGCCAACGAUUUCUUCUUCAGUGGAUUACACUUGACAGGCAACACAUCCAACCCUGUCGGUUCUAAGGUGACUCCCGUGAGCGUGGCCCAAAUCCCAGGAUUAAACACUCUUGGCAUCUCAUUGGCUCGUAUUGACUAUGCACCAUGGGGAAUUAAUCCACCCCACACCCAUCCUCGUGCCUCUGAGAUCUUGACAGUCCUUGAAGGUCGCCUCGAAGUGGGUUUUGUAACAUCAAACCCCCAAAACAAACUUACAACUUUGAUCUUGAACAAGGGUGAUGUGUUUGUUUUCCCUGUCGGACUUGUCCAUUUCCAGAGAAACGUGGGACACAGUAAUGCCAUUGCAAUUGCUGCUCUUAGUAGCCAGAAUCCUGGUGUCAUUACAAUUGCCAACUCUUUGUUUGGAUCUACACCUGAUAUUAGCAGCGACAUUCUUGCCAAGGCUUUUCAGUUGGAGAAAAAUGCUGUAAUCAAUCUCCAAUCAAAGUUCUAGAUCACAAGCAAGCUAGUUGAUGGUCUACUUGAACAAACUCAUGGGUGGCACAUCUAAUUAUCCUCUUUCUUUUCUUAAAUUUUAUUUGUAAUAGCAUACGAUGUCUUCUAGUGACCUCGUGUAAUUUUAUUUGGUUGAGAUUGUCCGUUCCUUUUUUUCGUUAAAUUUAUGUUUAAAAUGACGUGUAUUAAUUCAUGUUGUAAUAUUUUAUCGAUUUGUAUUCAUUUUAUUGCCAAUCAAGAAAAGAAGUGAUUCAUUAU